AUGCGUGUUUUUGUAAAAGGUCUGCAGCAGUAUAAACGCCUUUACAAUACCUCAACAACCACUCUCACCUCGAGAAGAUAUGGACAGCCCACUCCCAUGACACAUCCUCAUCUACUUAAACGUGGCGAAUUGACUCCUGGAAUUUCUGCAAUAGAAUAUGAACUUCGACGAACGCGUCUAAUGAAAAGCUUUCCAUAUAAUAGUGUUGCCGUAUCACUGGGAUACAGAACACCUACUGAUAACACAUUAAUGAUGUUGUUAUUUGAAGGUUUCAAUGAGCCUGAUGCAGCUAUGAUAUUAGAAAAAAAUGAUAGUCCCCGUGGCUAUAAAAUGACGAUGUUUGUGUUGCCAAAAAAUCAAGAUGAUGAGAUGUGGGAUGGCACUCGAACAGGAGUGCAAGGCGCUAUUGAUAUUUUCGGAGCGGACGAGGCGAUAGACUCGGCUAAAUUCGUAUCAAACCUCAGAGAGAUUGUACAAUCAUACAAGAAAGUAUUUAUAGAUUUACCUCCGACAACCAGCAUUCUUUCACCUGAUGCCGCUCAAAAGAUUUUCCGAAAUAAUGGUAUUCCGAUUUUCCCCUCAUUUUUCGCGUCUCGGUUCAAAACUUUACGCGAACAAUUCUACCCUUUAAUAUCCCACUAUGGCAUGUCACGUUUCAUUGGAAAAUUCCCAUUCUUACAUAAAGUUAAAGAAUUUAAACCGUUGAGUCGGAUAAUACAACAGUUGAGAAUUAUAAAAAGCGAUGCCGAAAUAAAGCUAAUGCGAGAAGCUGGCGAGAUUACUGGGAAAGCGUUUAUCGAGACAAUGAAAUUUACAAAGCCGGAAAUGACUGAACAUCAUUUGCAUGCAAAGUUAGAUUAUGAGUGUCGAAUACGUGGUGCGGAACUUUUGGGAUACGUACCCGUUAUCGCAAGUGGAGUGAAUGCAUUGACACUACACUAUGUGAAUAAUGAUAUGCCAUUACGAUAUGGUGAUUUAGUAUUGGUGGAUGCAGGAUGCGAAUACCAUGGUUAUGUAAGUGAUGUCACACGUACCUGGCCUAUAAAUGGUAAAUUCAGUUUGCCACAACGCGAAUUAUAUGAAGCCGUGUUGAAAGUGAAUAAAAGCUGUAUCAAGCUUUGCACUGAACAGCAAAACAUCUCGUUGAAUGGUAUUCAUGAUGUAUCUGUGAAGCUUAUGAGAGAAGAGUUAAUAAACCUUGGAUUCAAAGUUAACGAAGGGGAAGUAGACCGAGUGCUAUAUCCCCACCAUGUAGGCCACUAUCUUGGUCUGGAUGUGCAUGACACUCAUGACUUGGAUCGCUCAAGACGACUUAAAGCUGGAAUGGUUGUAACAAUAGAGCCAGGAUUAUAUAUUCCCUGUCUCAAUUCAUUUCCGAAACAAUAUCAUGGGAUAGGAAUUCGUAUCGAGGAUAACGUGUUAAUUGGCGAAAAAGAUCCUGUUGUUUUAAGUGUCACUGCUCCCAAAGAGAUUGUCGAUAUUGAAUAUUGCAUGAAUAGUUGA
Molecule: messenger RNA, 1503 nt
Organism: Ambispora leptoticha
Lineage: Eukaryota; Fungi; Glomeromycota; Glomeromycetes; Archaeosporales; Ambisporaceae
Source: the annotation of a GenBank genome assembly